Molecule: messenger RNA, 1981 nt
Organism: Rhododendron vialii
Lineage: Eukaryota; Viridiplantae; Streptophyta; Magnoliopsida; Ericales; Ericaceae
Product: sucrose transport protein SUC8-like
Exons: 4
Coding region: 236-1693 (485 amino acids)
Biological process (GO): sucrose transport
Cellular component (GO): vacuole; plasma membrane
Molecular function (GO): sucrose:proton symporter activity
Source: RefSeq, a predicted model, not a curated record
CUUUUGCUCUCAUCUCAUCCCAUCCCCGAAUAACCCCCGUGUGGUCUCUCUCUCACCUCUCCCUUGUACUUCUAGUCCUGGCCGGAACUAAUUCCAUUUCCCAUCAACUACCUUCCGGUACGGCCUAUUCAGGCCACCAGUGAUUAGAGACAACGGGUAACAGUUCUCAAAAGAGGGUUAGAGACCACAAAAAUAGGAAAAAAAAAAUUUUAAAAAAUUAGUGAAUGUGAAAAGCAUGGAGCACGCAAUAAUCACCACCUCCGCCUCCGGCGACUCAAAUGGCCCCCCGGCCCCGAUCGGGAAACUUAUCCUGGUCGCCUCGAUUGCCGCCGGGGUCCAAUUCGGAUGGGCCCUGCAGUUGUCCCUCUUGACACCCUACGUGCAGACACUGGGUGUCCCACACACCUGGUCCAGCUUUAUCUGGCUCUGUGGGCCCCUCUCAGGCCUGCUGGUCCAACCAAUCGUCGGCUACUUCAGCGACCGUUGCACCUCGAGAUUCGGUCGCCGCCGUCCCUUCAUAGUCUCCGGCGCCCUCCUCGUUGCCGUGGCCGUCUUCCUCAUCGGCUGGGCAGCCGACAUGGGAAGGAAAUUCGGCGACUUGCCCGACAAGAAAACCAAACCACGAGCAGUCGUGAUGUUCGUGCUUGGGUUUUGGAUUCUGGAUGUUGCCAACAACACGUUGCAAGGCCCAUGCAGGGCCUUCCUAGCCGACUUAUCGGCCAACAACCACUCCAAAAUCAGCGCUGCGAACGGCUUCUUCUCUUUCUUCAUGGCCGUCGGAAACGUGUUGGGAUACGCGGCCGGAUCUUACCCUAAGUUACACAAAAUAUUUCCCUUCACGCAAACCGAGGCAUGCGACAUUUACUGCGCCAACCUUAAAACAUGCUUCAUUUUCUCCAUCCUCUUCCUCCUAAUCCUUACUACAAUUGCUUGCGCGAUAGUGAAAGAGACCCCGAUAACAAAGGAAGAGCUCGAGAAAGGAGGGGAAUCUGUACCAUUUUUCGGGCAACUUUGCUCGGCAGUGAAAGUCCUUCCUAAGCCAAUGUGGCUUCUUUUCCUGGUGACCGCAUUGAACUGGAUCGGAUGGUUCCCGUUCCUCUUGUACGAUACCGACUGGAUGGGCCGUGAGAUCUACGGUGGCAAUCCUAGCGGAAGCGAUGUCCAAGUGAAGCUGUACGAUCAAGGAGUUAGCGUCGGAUCGUUGGGGCUGAUGCUGUACGCUGUGAUCCUCGGGAUUAUGUCACUGGCCAUCGAGCCGCUGGCUAAAUGCCUCGGUCACGUGAAGCGGGUUUGGGGGCUUGGAAACUUGAUUUUGGCUAUCUGCUUGGCAUUGACGUACACGGUCACAAAGAUGGCGGAGAAGGCCCGCGGUGCAGCCUCUGAACCGCCGCCUUCCGACAUCAAGGCAACUGCGGUUGGACUUUUUGCCGCGUUUGGUAUCCCCCAGGCGGUGACUUUUAGCAUUCCAUUUGCUCUGGCUUCAAUAUAUUCUAGCUCUUCUGGAGCCGGCCAAGGGCUUUCCUUGGGGAUCCUGAAUAUUUCAAUUUGUAUCCCUCAGAUGAUCGUCUCGGUGAUCAUUGGGCCGUUGGAUGAAGCUUUUGGAGGUGGUAAUAUUCCUGGGUUCAUUUUUGGAGCCAUUGCAUCUGCAAUAAGUGCCGUAUGUGCUUUCACAAUUCUCCCAUCGUCAGCUUGAAACAAUGCAUAAUAAUUUGAAGCUCCUCAGAAGCUGUUAAUGUGAAUUUGUGUACAUAUGCGCCUCAUCGGGCACGAAGAAUCAAACGACGAAUGCCAAACAUGAUUUCCAAAUUUUCAUGCUGCUUUGGGGACUUCAAAUUCUUCUUUUUUUCACGGAGGGGACUUCAACUGGGAUGAAUCAAUUUUGAGUUGUAAUUAAUAAAUAUUGACAAUGUAAAAAUUUUGCUUGUAUAUAUAUCCAUAGUGAACUAUAUAUCUUGACAAAGAAAUGGUUGUUCUUCCAGAA